GCAGCGGACGGGGACACGCUGUGCUCGCUGGGAGCAGCCAUGGCGGACGGCCCGGUGGCGGAGGUGCUGCUGCGGCGGCUGGAGGCGGCGGAUGGAGGCCUGGACAGCGCGGAACUGGCGGCCGAGCUGGGCGUGGAGCACCAGACCGUGGUGGGCGCCGUGAAGAGCCUACAGGCUCUGGGUGAGAUCAUCGAGGCUGAGCUGCGCACCACCAAGCGCUGGGAGCUUACUGCUGAGGGCGAGGAGAUUGCCCGGGAGGGCAGCCAUGAGGCCCGGGUGUUUCGCAGUGUACCCGCAGAGGGCCUGCCCCAGAGUGAGCUCAUGCGACUGCCCAGUGGCAAGGUGGGCUUCAGCAAAGCCAUGUCCAACAAGUGGAUCCGAGUGGACAAAAGUGCUGCUGACGGGCCCCGGGUGUUCCGCGUGGUGGACAGUGUGGAGGAUGAGGUGCAGCGGCGGCUCCAGCUGGUCCGGGGUGGGCAGGCCGAGAAGCUGGGAGAGAAGGAGAGGAGCGAGCUCAGGAAGAGGAAGCUGCUGACUGAAGUGACCAUGAAGAUCUACUGGGUGAGCAAAGGCAGUGCCUUUAGCACCAGCAUCUCCAAGCAGGAGACAGAGCUGAGCCCAGAGAUGAUCUCCAGUGGCUCCUGGCGGGACCGGCCCUUCAAGCCCUACAAUUUCUCAGCCCACGGCGUCCUGCCUGACAGCGGCCACCUGCACCCCCUGCUCAAGGUCCGCACCCAGUUCCGGCAGAUCUUCCUGGAGAUGGGGUUCACCGAGAUGCCAACCGACAAUUACAUCGAGAGCUCCUUCUGGAACUUUGACGCCCUCUUCCAGCCCCAGCAGCACCCAGCGCGGGACCAGCAUGACACCUUCUUCCUGCGAGAUCCAGCCCAGGCCCAGCAGCUCCCAAUGGACUAUGUCCAUCGCGUCAAGCGGACCCACUCUCAGGGUGGCUACGGCUCACAGGGGUACAAGUACAACUGGAAACUGGAUGAAGCCCGGAAAAACCUACUGCGCACGCACACCACGGCAGCCAGCGCCCGCGCCCUCUACCACCUGGCCCAGAAGAAGCCCUUCACACCAGUCAAAUACUUCUCCAUCGAUCGUGUGUUCCGGAAUGAGACCCUGGAUGCCACACACCUGGCCGAGUUCCACCAGAUUGAGGGCGUUGUGGCUGACCACGGCCUCACGCUGGGCCACCUCAUGGGCAUCCUGCGGGAGUUCUUCACCAAGCUGGGUAUCACCCAGCUGCGUUUCAAGCCGGCCUACAACCCCUACACCGAGCCCAGCAUGGAAGUGUUCAGCUACCACCAAGGCCUGAAGAAGUGGGUGGAGGUGGGAAAUUCCGGGAUCUUCCGCCCCGAGAUGCUGCUGCCCAUGGGGCUCCCCGAGAACGUGUCCGUCAUUGCCUGGGGCCUCUCCCUGGAGCGCCCGACGAUGAUCAAAUAUGGCAUCAACAAUAUCCGGGAGCUGGUGGGCCACAGGGUGAACCUGCAGAUGGUGUACGACAGUCCCCUGUGCCGCCUGGACACCGAACGGGGGCCCCCUUCAACACAGGAGGCCGCAUGACACGAGCCACCACGGAUAGGCCACCUUCCCCAAGACCCUGCUGCCCUUUGCAUCCCUGCCAGUGACCCCUUGUAUUUACGAGGCCUCUGUGAGGCCAGUCUCCCUGCCCCUGGUACCUCCUCUUCCUCACCGGCCCCAGGGUCCCAGGGGCAGGGGAGCGAGUAGCAGGUUCAUUCUGUUGUCCAUCUGUGAGGGUGGGCCUUGGGGAGCCCUGCAGACCAGCUGCUGGCUAAUAAAGUGGGCACUUGCCCUCAUCUGGUGCCUUUCCUUAGGGGUGGAGGGGUGCUGGAGCCCCAGGUGUGAGGCAUGGUGGGUUGGAGGUCUUGGAUCCUCAGGCACUCCUGGCCAGCUUGAGCCAGAUCCUGCCAGGAAAGACUAGCUCCAUCAAGCAUUUACCGAUUUACCUGCUGAUGCCAGGUCUCUUCUAGGUGCAGGGAACAGAACCCCCUACCCCUGUGGAAGGGGCAUUUGAAAAAGGGAGGCCAAAGCACGUGUUGGGGCCCCAGGAACCAGGAUUCCCACCGACUGGGAGCCAGGCAUCAUUGGUGGGGUGGGGCAUAUAGCAAGCUAAGCCUUUAAAGCUGCCCUUCCUUGGUUUUUUUUUUUUUUUUAAGUGGGAUCUUCCUGGAGCAGGGAUCGAACCCGUGUCCCCUGCAUUGGCAGGUGGAUUCUCAACCACUGUGCCACCUAGGAAGCCCCAUCUUGGUUUGUUUUUAAGAGUAGUUUUACGUUCAUAGCAAAAUUGAGUGGAAGAUACAGAGAUUUCCCAUAAACCCCCUGGUUUACAUUACGGUUAACUCCCUGUGUUAUAAGUCCUCUCUGCUCCACACAUUCAUCCCUUUCUCCUCCCCCUAAUAAGCUACUCUUAAAAAAAAAUCUCAUAGGGAUUUCAAAUGAGCCCAGAAUAGAGAUGAAUGAGUAGGAUAAAGCUCCAUGAACGCACCACUGAGCAGUGAGCGGGAUCUCACACCUGUUUCUGUGGGAAUGUUUCAGAGUAAAUCCCAACCAUGUCACUCACCCCAGAUCUUCGGGGGGCAGAGUGACUUUGGAAACAUGGUUGGUUUCUUAUGUAAACGUGAGGCCGCUUUUAUACCCAGGGCAGUUGGCAGUCAGCUGAGGCCAUGGGUUUUGCCGGUCCCAGGGCCUGUGAGCACCAAUCUUCCAAGGGCUCCUCACUCAAAUCUUUUAUUUAUUUCAAAUUAAAUAAUCCAGUAAUACAGAAAAAUAUUCCUUCAUUAAAUGUGCACCUCUUUAAAAAUUUUUUUUUUAUUUAAGUAUGGUUGAUUUACAGUGUUGUGCCAAUCUCUGCUAUACAGCAAAGUAACUCAGUUAUACAUCUGUAUACAUUCUUUUUUUAUAUAUUCUUUUCUAUUAUGGUUUAUCACAGGAUAUUCAAUAUAGUUCCCUGUGCUCUACAUUAGGACCUUGUUGUUUAUCCAUUCUAAAUGUAAUAGUUUGAAAUGUGUACCUCUUAAGUGCCAGCAGUCUUCAUGAGCUGAAGACCCAGCAGUGGACAAAGCUAGCUCAGGUCCCUGCCUUCAGGAGGUGAGGGGUGGGGGUGCCUGGGGAGGGAUGAGAGACACGAUGGGCAGAUAAAUACAGAAAUGGAGGGAAGGGUAGAAGCCAUGGAAAAAGUAAAGGCUGGUGAGGGUGAAGCAUAAAGCAAACACCCAAGAAUCCACCCCUAGUUCAUUCGAAUCUGAACAUAGAUGAUAUUGGCUUUGGGUCUCUCACUUUUUAGACCUAUGUGACUACUGGUUUGAAGGCCCUAUGAGCUCCUCCUAGUUUCUUUUGCCUCCACCCCACUAAGGUUGCCCCUUCCCGAAUUUGUUAUUUAUCAUUCUCAUGUGCUUUUAAACUGUUGGCUACUUACAUGUGUUACUUUAAGAAGACAUGGUUUCAAUUUGCAUGUUUUCAAAAGUUACACAAACAGUGCACCAUAAAAAUCAUCCUGCAUC
Hippopotamus amphibius kiboko is the source of this 3524-nucleotide messenger RNA. It is a transcript of the gene FARSA, whose product is annotated as phenylalanyl-tRNA synthetase subunit alpha. The transcript has 13 exons. Gene Ontology annotation, molecular function: ATP binding; tRNA binding; phenylalanine-tRNA ligase activity. NCBI's taxonomy places the organism in Eukaryota, Metazoa, Chordata, Mammalia, Artiodactyla, Hippopotamidae. Gene Ontology annotation, biological process: phenylalanyl-tRNA aminoacylation. Gene Ontology annotation, cellular component: cytosol; cytoplasm; phenylalanine-tRNA ligase complex. The record is from RefSeq and is a predicted model, not a curated record. The coding region runs from base 40 to 1566 and encodes 508 amino acids.